Molecule: messenger RNA, 1647 nt
Organism: Tetrahymena thermophila SB210
Lineage: Eukaryota; Ciliophora; Oligohymenophorea; Hymenostomatida; Tetrahymenidae
Product: transmembrane protein, putative
Exons: 12
Source: RefSeq, a predicted model, not a curated record
AUGACAUAAAACAUUUAAAAACUUAGAUAUUAUUUUAAAUAAAUAUCAGAUUAGAAAAUUUUAUUUAAUUAUUUUAACUAAAAUUAUUUAACGAUUUAUAUUUUUCAGCAUUUUAAUAAAAGUAAGAAUUUGAAAAAAAAGCAAAAAUAAAAGAAUUAUUAUUUUUUCUCAAAUUAAUUUAAGAUAUUAAUAAUAAAGAAAAAAAUUAAUUAAAUUCAUUAAUUUGUUUUAUUUAUUCUUUAAAAGAUCAAAUUAAAACUUUUGAAUAUUCAAAAUUUAUUAUCAAGAAAAAAUUAUAAUUAUAAAUAAAAGUAAAAAUAAAAAAUUUAAUUAAAAAAAAAAGCAAACAAAUCCUACUUAUUAAUUGAUAUGGGAAAUUUACUAACUUUUUCUGAAAAUAAUUUAAUAGAUCCUGACUGUAAUGAGCUUGAUUUAGAAUUAGACUAAAAGUUGAGUGAUAAAUAGUUCUAAAAUUUUUGUCAAAAAAUAAGCCAUAUUCAAAAACUAAAUUUACUUAGAUUACACUUUACUAAUUUUAAAAGCGCUCCUAGUCUGUAAAAAUUUAAUAGGCUAUUAGAAGAAGUAGCUAAUCGCCUUAGUUUGAAAUAAAUUGAGAUAUUUUUUAAUGAUGAUUGCUAUUUUCAUGAGGAAAUUAUUUAAGCAUUGAAUUAAGGAUUAAAAAACUGCCAAAAUAUUAAUUUUUUGGAAAUUAACUUUUUUUGUGACAUGAAGUAAUUAAUUAAUAAUUUAUUCAAUUUUUUAAAAAUAAAUUAUAUUUCAAUAAAAUUAAAUGUUAAUUUCUUUAAAUUCUAAAUGAAAACAAACUCAAUUAAUUCUCUUAAUAUAAAUAUUUUAAUUUUUUUAGGAAAUAUUAUUAUUUAAAUUCUGAUAAUGAUAUUAAUGUCAAAUCACUAAGCGAUCUUUUAUCAUCAAACUCUAAUAAAAUAUAGUCUAUUAAAUUUAGCAUUUUUUGGAUAAGUAGUUCUGGACUACUAAUGCCAUUAAGUUCACGCACCUAGUGUUCAAAUAUCAAUAAUUUAUGCUUAAAAAUUAGGUAUUUUUUAUUUAAUUUUUAAUAAUUUAAACUGUUUUUAUAGAAAAUUAGAGAUAUUUGUUGGUGGUAUUCAAAGUCUGAGUCAGUCAAUAUCAAAUCUUGAAAAUCUAAAGACUUUAAAAUUAGAUUUAUAUGUUAGCUUAGUUGAUCAAUAAUUUAAAUAUUUAUGCGAAGGAAUAUCGAAAUGUAAAUAACUUUAUGAAUUCCGUUAUACUUAACUAGAAAAAAGUGAGCUAACAGACGAUUCAAUAUAAUUUUUAAGUAAAGCUAUAGUCUAACUUCCUAAUUUACAAUCACUUUAUAUUAAUCUGAUAGAAAAUAAUUUUGGUUAAUAGAGAAUUGGACAAAUAUUAGGAGAAAGUAUUUCAAAUAGCUAAAACCUAACUUAUUUAUUUAUAAAUUUAUCUUUAAAUAAAAUUAAAUAAGAUGAUGCUGAAGUUCUUUGUAAUCAAAUAUCUAAAUCUCCUUAAUUGUAUUAUUUAAGCAUAUUUUUCAAUAAAGACAAAAUAUUAGAAAGAUUCAAUAACAAAAAGAAACUAUGUCAAAUUAGUUUUAAAACAAAAAAAUUAAUUUAUUUAAGUAUAAGUAUAUGA